Paramormyrops kingsleyae is the source of this 1235-nucleotide messenger RNA. RefSeq names its product KTI12 chromatin associated homolog (gene kti12). NCBI's taxonomy places the organism in Eukaryota, Metazoa, Chordata, Actinopteri, Osteoglossiformes, Mormyridae. The record is from RefSeq and is a predicted model, not a curated record.
ACUUCCGGUUCACUGUAGUCAGGACUCUAUUUCCAAAGCUGCAUCUCAUGGCAAAAGUGGAACAUGCCGUUAAUUGUGAUGUGUGGUUUCCCCAGUAGUGGCAAAAGCCGUAGAACGAAGGAAUUAAAGGAAUAUUUUCUAAGAUGUACCGAAAGAAAGGUGAUUGUAGUUGGGGACGAAACUGUGGGAAUGGCCAAGAACACCGCAUAUGCAGACUCCCAAAUGGAAAAAAGUCUGAGGGCGUCUUUAAGAGCUGAAGUAGAGAGGACGGUCAAUAAAGAUGAUGUCAUCAUCUUGGAUUCCAUGAAUUACAUUAAAGGUUACAGAUAUGAGCUGUUCUGCCUUAUCAAACAUGCUCAAACACCUCAUUGUCUGGUUUACUGUCUGACAUCACCGGAGAUUAGUGCCCAGUGGAACGCGAGCAGAGGCCCUGAGGAGCGGUAUGCCCAGGAAAUCUUGGAUGCCCUCGUGAUGAGGUUCGAGGCCCCAGACUCUCGGAACCGCUGGGACAGCCCCCUUUUCACGGUCCAGCAUGACGACAGCCUGCCGUUUGAAGCCAUUUCAGAUGCAAUCUUCCAUAGGAAGGCCCCGCCCCCAAAUCAGUCGACACAGAGUCAACCUCUGUCUUCCACAAACUUCUUGCAUGAGUUGGACAAAGUUACUCAAGACAUACUGACGGCUAUCCUAAACGCACAGAAGACAUCGGUCCCUGGAGAUGUGAUCGCAGUGCCUGCAGCUUCUGAAAAGGUGCAGACAACCCGGAGUCUCGGCAUGGCAGAGCUGCGCAAGCUGCGGCGCCAGUUCAUCAGCUACUCCAAGAUGCAUCCGACUGAAGACAAGGGCCUGAUCGCCAACAUGUUUGUGCAGUACCUGAACAAAAGCACGUGCUGACGCCUCUCUCCCAGCGGGCCUCCUUUUUAAGGCAGUUUUAAUGCUCCUUUUCAUUUACUGCCACUUCCCUUAGUUUUACUGCCGUAUCCACAUACGGUCUCCCUUAAAGGAUCAGUCUCUAUUGGUCAUGGAGUUUUCCUUAUGCUGCAUCUAGAUUUUUGGCAAUUUUAUAAGUUACUUUGAUACAAUUACUGAUAAUUGUUAAAUGGCACAAAUUUGCAUAAUCACAUUUGCCAACUUUUGUGUCAGGUAUUUAUUUUAUUAGAUAAAUUAUUAUUUUUUUUACUAUUAUAAAUUGCCCUAUUGCCUGAAUUGUAAAGUAUUAAAAGGUUGUUUGGAAUCUA